GAAACAUUAGUUAUAUCUACAUUGAAUCCAAAAUUCACCAGAUGCAAUAUUAAUAUUGAUAAAGAAACGUUAAUUUUUGACAUGCAAUUAAUUCGCAUCUAAAAACCAGAACAUUAUUGCGCUUUAUUUGUAUAUUUUGAUUGCUAAUUUCAAACUUCGUUCAUUCUACUGUACCGUAAAAUAAAGCGCAUGCGUAUGUGACGCUGACCGCUGACGCGCAUGCGACCACAGAGCAUUCUAUACUUCUAUGUGUUGACAUUUCAAUAUGACAAGUUUCUAACCUUUUAACUGUCACAUUCUUUCAUUUCAUUCAAAAACGCAUAAUUUGAAUAUUGUUUUGAGGUGUGUGCUGAAUUAAAUAAUUAUCCUCUUUUUUUAAAUUCAUAUUUGAUUGAAUAUGAAUUAUAAAAAAUGCGGAAUGUAAAUUUAUUGAAAUAGAAGGGUACUGUUAUAUUUCGACUUUCAUAAGUCCACAAAUAUUUUAUUCUGAUGUUAAAUGUAAUGUAGAGAACAAAACUUUCCCCCCCGAGAGAAAAGAAUGUGCGAAGGUUCAACUGGGUGUCAUAGAUAAUAUACAAAAGCAGAGGGAUUCAUCAUUUUCUCUUAUCUCAUCAGAAACAAGUUCCGAGUCUGUUUACUUGUCGUCGAAGUUGAUAUAAGCCAACAUGACUGCUCCGAUCAGUACUGCCAUGGACAGUUUGACCGCUGCACUGAAGUCGAACAUUAUUCCCAAUCAGGAGUAUCUGCUGCAGGGAUCGGUGUUGGAUACCUCCGUGGAAGUACUGCUGCACAGACUCCGUGGUUUGUGCGACAAUGUGGAUCAUGGACCAGAGGGCUUCUACGACCACGAGAUGUGUUUCAGCAUUCGCAGAGGCUCUCCGCAGGAACAGCCGCUACUGCUGCGAGUGCGACGUACUCUCGAUCCCAACAACGCGGAUAUGCCAUGGCAGUUACGAUACAUCGGCCAGCCCGAGUUAGGCGAUAAAUCACGACCCACAAUCGUUCGCAGCAGCAUCGACAUCGCCACCAGCAACACCGUGGUGGAGUUUCUCACCGAGCUGGGCUGCAAGCUGGACUUCGAGUACGUUACUCGCGGCUACAUGUUUCGCAAGGGGCGAAUGAAGAUCACCGUGUCGAAGAUCUUCAAGGUGAACCAGGGUAAGGUGCCAGAGAGCGUGCCGGAGAUGAUAUCACAGAGCUACUUGGUGGAGCUUAGUGUGCUGGCCCCCAGCGGGCAAGACGCCAUAGCAGAGGACAUAAGGAUAUUCGCGGAACAGCUGCGACCUUUGGUGCAAUUGGAGAAAAUAGAUUACAAGAGACUGGUCCAUUAAUCGUGAGAUAUUCCUAUUGCAAGGAAUCUUUUCAUCAUAAAUAUCUUGUAUAAAUUUAGUGCGUCGAAAAAUGUUCGCCAUACAUUCGAUUUAAAAAGGAAGGCAAAGAAAAUUUUUAGGAUAUUGUUUUAAUUGUCAUAUUUUAAUAUUUAUCGUAAUUUGACGUAAGACUUGACUUUGCCUUUUAAUUCUUCACUGACUAGAGACUCACUGGGAUUUAUUAAAGAUUCUCCAGAUUCAUUCAUUAAGAAAUAAUACGAAGUGAAAAAUAUUUUUUAUAAAAUGUAUAAGUGUUAAGUUACAAAUUCGAAAUAGAAAUGGUGAUUACGAGAUUAUUUAUGUAUAAAUACCUUAAAAAUUAAUAGAAUAUGUAAACUUUAGUAAAGACAAUAAGCAAGCUAAUGUAUAAUGAGAGUUUAAAAAACUUGGAAACACGAUUUUCUUUCUAGCGAGAAUUCUGACCAAAUGUACGCACGCAGACAGAAAUGCCUCGUCAUUUGAACUUAUAGUUAAUUUUCACAGAAAACGUUAUAAAAUGCAUUUCACUUCGCUCUACUUCAGGUUCGAAAUUAUUAAAACAGCAAGAGAUGAAUUUCAUAUAAUAAGAUCAUACGUUUUAUUUCUUCGCAUUAUUUUUUUUACGAAAAUUCGAUAAUUUCGACAAAAAGUCGAAAAUUGAAUAUAUAAUAUAAAAUUCUUUUCUAUUCUAAAAGAGAAAUUCAUUUACUGUAGAAAAUUUUUUAGAUUAUUGUAGAAUUUAUAAUAUAUAUGUUUGUGAAUAUAUAUUUUUCCAUAUUUCUAUAUUAUAUAUCUCUUGCAAGUAUAGCAAAAGUUCACCUCAAUUAAAUGAAAUUAUUAUUAAAUUUGAAUAUCAAUUUGGCUAACAUUUCACAGAAAAAUUGAUAAAUAUUGAAAACAGUUGUUACCUAAAAUUGAUUUAUUAUAUGGGAGUUGUAUACACUGUAUGUAUGUACGCAUUGAAGGCUAUUUCAUUCCUUUUCUCUUUAACUUAAGUUAAAAUAAAUCGAAUUUAUCUUAACUUGUAAGGAUGAAUUAAAUAAUAUGAAUAAUGAGA
This is a messenger RNA of Wasmannia auropunctata (little fire ant), 2406 nucleotides long. RefSeq names its product mediator of RNA polymerase II transcription subunit 18-like (gene MED18). The transcript is spliced from 3 exons. Gene Ontology annotation, molecular function: transcription coregulator activity. Gene Ontology annotation, cellular component: mediator complex; core mediator complex. Lineage: Eukaryota; Metazoa; Arthropoda; Insecta; Hymenoptera; Formicidae. The record is from RefSeq and is a predicted model, not a curated record. Gene Ontology annotation, biological process: termination of RNA polymerase II transcription; regulation of transcription by RNA polymerase II. Bases 666 to 1331 code for a protein of 221 amino acids.